CACAAGAAAAUGUUUGUAAGGGGAAGGAGGACGGGGUUUUCAGUGACCAGCACCUCGAUAACCUGGAGAGGAGCUGCAGCCCGGACCAGGAGGAACCAGGGCAUCCACAGACUGUAGAACUGGAGGAAGACUCCAGUCGUCAGGAUAUGAAGGACAACGACGUAGAGGUGGAUGUCUCAUUGGUCAAUGUCGCUGAUGUGAAAAUUGGUGAACCAGGACCAAACUGUGCCCAGCUGCUGUUGCACACUUCUCCUGAAGCUCAAAACAAAGAUGAGGAAGGGACUGAAAGUUUACGCUCAGAAUCCAGUAAAACUGCAGAUCCGGAGCCGAUUCGACGACACGGUGACCACGAAGAUGCUGCUGUCCCGUCAGACAGCAACUGUAAAUCAAAGCUGACCAGGACCCACACGGGGAAGAAGGCGUUUUCUUGCAGAACCUGCAGGACAGAGUUCAGUAAAAGUAGUAUUUUAAUGGAUCACAUGAAGAUCCACACUUGUGAAAAGCUAUACCUGUGCAACACCUGCGGAAAAUCGUUUACUAAAUCAUCAAAUCUUAAACGCCACAUAACCACGCACAAGGGCGAGAAGCCCUACAUCUGCAAAACAUGUGGAAAAAGUUACACAGAACGUUCCAACCUGGUGGUUCACUCGAGGAUCCACACUGGCGAAAGGCCGUACAUGUGCAACACCUGCGGAAAAACCUUUACUAAAUCAUCAAAUCUUAAAAGCCACAUAACCACGCACAAGGGCGAGAAGCCCUACAUCUGCAAAACAUGUGGAAAAAGUUACAGGCUACGUUCCCAGCUAGUGAUUCACUCGAGGACCCACACUGGCGAAAGGCCGUACCUGUGCAACACCUGCAGCAAAACCUUUACUAAUUUAUCAGAUCUUAAACGCCACAUAACCACGCACACGGUCGAGAAGCCCUACAUCUGCAAAACAUGUGGAAAGAGUUACAGGAUACGUUCCUACCUGGUGGCUCACUCGAGGAUACACACCGGUGAAAGGCCAUUCGUGUGCAACACCUGCGGAAAAACCUUUACUAAAUCAUCAAACCUUAAAAGCCACAUAACCACGCACACAGGCGAGAAGCCCUACAUCUGCAAAACAUGUGGAAAAAGUUACAGGCUACGUUCCCACCUAGUGACUCACUCGAGGAUCCACACCGGCGAAAGGCCGUACUUGUGCAACACCUGUGGAAAAACCUUUACGGGAUCAUCAGUUCUUAAACGGCACAUAACCACGCACACGGGAGAGAAGCCCUACAUCUGCAAAACAUGUGGAAAAAGUUACAGGCUACGUUCCCAACUAGUGAUUCACUCGAGGAUCCACACCGGCGAAAGGCCGUACCUGUGCAACACCUGCGGAAAAACCUUUACUGAAUCAUCACAUCUUAAACGGCACAUAAUCACCCACACGGGGAGAAGCUAUAUUAGUGCAAGACGUGCAACAACGGUUUUAGCCGCAGAAUUGAUUUCUCACUUCCAUUCCCAGCUCUUUGGUUUUUCCCUUGCAUUCUUUGAUUUCAGCCGAGUUAAACUCGACCGCUUUAGCAAUGCUGGCCAUGAAAAUGUUUGUAAGGUGGAGGACGACGGGGUUUCCAGUGACCAGCACCUCGAUAACCUGGAGAGGAGCUGCAGCCCGGACCAGGAGGAACCAGGGCAUCCACAGACUACAGAACUGGAGGAAGACUCCAGCGGUCAGGAGAUGAAGCACGAGGACGUAGAGGUGGAUGUCUCAUUGGUCAAUGUCGCUGAUGUGAAAGUUGAAAAUGGUGAACCAGGACCAAACUGUGUCCAGCUGCUGUUGCACACUUCUCCUGAAGCUCAAAACAAAGAUGAGGAAGGGACUGAAAGUUUCCGCUCAGACUCCAGUAAAACUGCAGAUCCGGAGCCAAUGAGACGACACGGUGACCACGAAGAUGCUGCUGUCCCGUCAGACAGCAACUGUAAAUCAAAGCUGACCAGGACCCACACGGGGCAGAAGGCGUUUUCUUGCAGCACUUGCAGGAAAGAGUUCAGUAGAAGUUGUAAUUUAAUGGAUCACAUGAAGAUCCACACUAACGAAAGGCCCUAUCUGUGCGACACCUGCAACAAAACCUUUACUAGAUCAUCACAUCUUAAAAGCCACAUAUACACGCACACGGGCGAGAAGCCCUACAUCUGCAAAACAUGUGGAAAAAGUUACAGGCUACGUUCCACCUUGGUGGUUCACUUGAGGAUCCACACCGGCGAAAAGCCGUACCUGUGCAACACCUGCGGCAAAAGCUUUAUUAGAUUAUCAAAUCUUAAAAGCCACAUAACCAUACACACGGGUGAGAUGCCCUACAUCUGCAAAACAUGUGGAAAAAGUUACAGGCUAUCUUCCCACCUGGUGGUUCACUCGAGGACCCACACCGGCGAAAGGCCGUACCUGUGCAACACCUGCAGCAAAACCUUUGCUGAUUUAUCACAUCUUAAACGGCACAUAACCACGCACACGGGCGAGAAGCCCUACAUCUGCAAAACAUGUGGAAAGAGUUACAGGCUACGUUCCACCCUGGUGGUUCACUUGAGGACCCACACUGGCGAAAGGCCGUACCUGUGCAACACCUGCGGAAAAACCUUUACUAAAUCAUCACAUCUUAACCGCCACACAACCACGCACACGGGUGAGAAGCGAUAUUUGUGCAAGACGUGCAACAAAGGUUUUAGCCGCAGAAUUGAUUUGCUGAGUCACAUGAAAAAUCACCCGGAGGAGAAGUCUGGUGACUCGUGACAAAUGAAGCUCAUGUUGUCGUCCUCCGGGGGCAGCUGUCCACUCCUGUCU
This is a messenger RNA of Cololabis saira (Pacific saury), 2807 nucleotides long. RefSeq names its product zinc finger protein 420-like. The transcript is spliced from 3 exons. The coding region runs from base 147 to 2756 and encodes 869 amino acids. The record is from RefSeq and is a predicted model, not a curated record. NCBI's taxonomy places the organism in Eukaryota, Metazoa, Chordata, Actinopteri, Beloniformes, Belonidae.